GAAAUGUCCUCAUGAUGUCCUUCUGAUCAGCGAUGUACGGCUGAAUGAAUGCGGGUUAUCUAGAAAGGGAGAUUUUUACUUUGCGUUAAAAUACUAUAUUGUGUUUAAGCGAUAAAAGCAAUAAACGUUUUUCCUUCACGGCUACUCGCUGUCCCGGCUUCUUUUGGCCCGUGUCCUCGAUGGAGAGUUUAGUAGCCGGUCAAUGUGUAAAAGUUUCGUUCGUGGUGCCGUGACCAAAGACAAGUUCUUGGUAUAGGAAAAAAUUAUUUAAUAAAUAAACGAUAAUCUAGUAUAUUGUUUUCUGUUCGGAUAAAACUCUAUGUUACAGUCUCGCUCCUAUCAUUUGGAAUUUCAUAUAUGUCCUUGAUCAUGAUGAAUAAUUAGUAUGCAAAUGACUAUUUUCCCCUAGAAGGUGUUGGCAAAGACUGUGCAUGCGCGCGAUUUGAGACGCGCCCUGUGUGUGUCUCUGUGUGUGUGUGUGUGUGUGUGUGUGUGUGUGUAUACUGAUGAUCACUUCCUCAGAAAAAGAGAGAGAGAGAGAGUGAGACAGACACUGUUGGCAUAUUUAGGUCCAGAGUAAAGGCUGAUCAUGACAGGUUUCUGAUGCACGGCCCGGAUCACCGGACACACGGCACCGCCCGGAUCCGACGGUUAAGCCUGCGGUAAUCGCGGGAAGGAAGGACGGACGGACGGACGGACGGCGUUAAAAGGGGGGGUAAAACAAGACCCAGCAGGGGUGGAGGAGUUAAGGCGACAGAGAAAGAGCGAGUGAGAGCGAGGAGACCAUGCGAGAAUACAAAGUGGUCGUGCUCGGCUCCGGCGGCGUGGGCAAAUCCGCCCUGACCGUCCAGUUCGUCACGGGCUCCUUCAUCGAGAAGUACGACCCGACGAUAGAGGACUUCUACCGCAAGGAGAUCGAGGUGGACUCGUCGCCGUCGGUGCUCGAGAUCCUGGACACGGCCGGCACGGAGCAGUUCGCCUCCAUGCGCGACUUGUACAUCAAGAACGGCCAGGGCUUCAUCCUGGUCUACAGCCUGGUCAACCAGCAGAGCUUCCAGGACAUCAAACCCAUGCGAGACCAGAUCAUCCGGGUCAAGCGCUACGAGCGGGUUCCCAUGAUCCUCGUGGGCAACAAGGUGGAUCUCGAGGGCGAGCGGGAGGUGUCCUCAGGAGAGGGUAAAGCCCUGGCUGAUGAGUGGAACUGCCCCUUCAUGGAGACCUCGGCCAAAAAUAAAGGCUCGGUGGACGAGCUGUUCGCGGAGAUCGUGCGCCAGAUGAACUACGCCGCGACGCCCAACGGGGACGAGCAGUGCUGCUCCUCCUGUGUCAUUCUCUAAAACACACCAUUCGGAUUUGUUGUCUUUAGUUGUUUUUGUUUUCCCCUCACUUUUGCAGUCGCAACCCCUGUAAGCGCGCGCGACUUGGUAAAUAACGUGACUCAACGGGAGGUUUGAGCAACAAACAAACAAAGCGCGAAUUUAUCUCUCUGUCUCUCUAAAGAAUCCCUUUCUGGUGUUCAAUGUCAUCAGUAUUUUUUUUUAAAGUGUCCUAAAUUGUCUUGCACAUGCGUAAUACGAGAAAGAGAGAAGGGGAAAAGUGCAUCAGUGUUUACAAUGACAGAAUACUUGAAUGUUCUGGGAUUGACAAACCAACCCAGGGUUGUUUUUGUUAUCUUCUUCCUUUUUUUUGUUUUUUUUCAAACGUUGUCUCCCUGGUGCCUAGUUUAUGUGGGUUAUUCUUUUGUUUUGUGUUUUUUUUUUUUUUUUUUUUUUUUUUUUUUUUUUUUUUUUUAGAAAAACUGAUUCGUAAAACUUUUUUGGGGGGUUGUUGUUUUGCCAGGAUUUAGUAAUCCCAUCCUUGGCCUGCUUUUGCAGUAUCACUACCGGUUUUUUUUUGGAAACGCGGAUCACACUUAUUGGUAACUAGUGGCGUCUGGUAACUAUGGAAACUGAACGACGUCUUCGAGCCGGAAGUAGUGUGUUUUUUUUGUUUUUUUUGCGGUUUUUUUUUCUUUUAAAAAUGUGAUGCCCGGGGUCUCGCGAGGAUGAUGAUAAGUAAGUAAAUAAAUAAAUACGGACUUCACUUCAACUUUAGGAAGCCAAAUUGCGCAAUGGAGGAUUACGUUUUGCUGCACGCGACGACUCCGAAGGAUCUGCAAAAAAAAACAACAAACAAACAAACAAACAAACAAACCAUUGGGAUUCUUUUCGUGUUGUAUUUUAUUUAAUAAAAAAAAAGAAAGAAAAGAAGAGUCGACGGAAGUUGUCACAAUUCACAGUGACGUUUGUUGGUGUUUGUGUUUUGUUUUGUUUUUGUUUUUUUUUCUUUGACUCAGCGUGCGCGAGGACCUUACUGUGGUGACGUAAGGACGUCGUGAUGACGCCGUGCGUCGAGUGCCUUCCAUUUUUAGUGCCAACCUGGAGAAGGUCUGAGGAAGUUUAAUGGCAAAGUACUUAAACUGUUACACUUUAAAAACAACAACAAAAAAAAGGGGUUAUAAAGUGUUUAUAACGCCUCAUGUCAAAGGAGUCACGUUCUUUUGGCUCACAAUUUGGCCUUUCGUUAUUGUUUUUAUUUUGUUUGUUUUUUUUUGUUUUGUUUUUUUAGUUCCAUUUUCUUCAAAGCUGGUCUAUUUUUUUGGCCAAAUAGGGUUUAAACAAUGACAGGUACUGCGGCUCUUGGAGCUCUCUGACUUACAACCAUAAUCCACUUCCUCUAGACCAGUGUUUUUGUUUUGGUUCGUUGUUUUAUUUUUAAUAUAUUUUUUUUUUAACAACAAAAAAAUGUGAUGUAUCAUUUGAAAUUCUAAUCCGAUUGUACGUUUAAAAUGCAGACCGGCUUUUUAACGGCUGUUCUGAAUGUUUAAAAAAAAAGACUUUUAAUACAAAUUGCAUUUUUAAAAAAUA
Molecule: messenger RNA, 2906 nt
Organism: Ictalurus furcatus (blue catfish)
Lineage: Eukaryota; Metazoa; Chordata; Actinopteri; Siluriformes; Ictaluridae
Product: ras-related protein Rap-2b
Exons: 1
Coding region: 786-1337 (183 amino acids)
Biological process (GO): negative regulation of cell migration; Rap protein signal transduction
Cellular component (GO): plasma membrane
Molecular function (GO): GTPase activity; GDP binding; GTP binding
Source: RefSeq, a predicted model, not a curated record